UCAACCUGAUUGCUAUCAAGAAGCUAUUUUGAAAAUUGAAGGUUUAAGAUUGGGUUGGGUCUUUCGUGAAAAAAUUAAGUGAAAAGUAUUGUUAUUUCGUCAAAUUUGUGACUUAAAAUAAUCCAAAAUGGCUCUAAGCGACGCUGACGUUCAAAAACAGAUCAAGCAUAUGAUGGCCUUCAUAGAGCAAGAGGCCAACGAGAAAGCUGAAGAAAUCGACGCUAAAGCGGAGGAGGAAUUUAAUUUGGAAAAAGGUCGGCUGGUUCAGAAUCAACGAUUGAAAAUCAUGGAAUAUUACGAACGCAAGGAAAAACAAGUUGAAUUACAAAAGAAAAUACAAUCUUCGAAUAUGUUGAAUCAAGCUCGUCUGAAAGCUUUGAAAGUUCGUGAAGAUUACGUUCGCGAUGUAUUGGAUGAAGCUAGACGUCGUUUGGGACAAAUUACGAAAGAUGAAGACAGUUAUAGAGAAGUACUACGAAAAUUGAUUGUCCAAGGGCUUUUACAAUUAUUGGAAAACAACGUCUUGCUCCGUAUCCGUGAAAAAGAUCAAAGCAUCGUUGAAGGUGUUCUUAGUACGGUAAUUGAAGAUUACAAGAAAACCUCCGGUAAAGAAGUCAAUAUAAAAAUCGAUUCUGAUACAUUUUUAUCUGCUGAAACUUGCGGAGGUAUCGACUUAUUGGCGCAAAAAGGAAAGAUAAAAAUCAACAAUACUCUUGAAGCUAGACUUGAAUUGAUCGCCUCGCAGCUAAUUCCAGAAAUAAGAAUCGCAUUAUUCGGUCGUAACCCUAAUCGUAAAUUCAACGACUAAUCGCGAAAUUGGUAUCAUUUUAGAUUCACAUUCCGCCUUUGCUAUAUCUUCUUUCGAUUUCUUUAUUCAUUAUUUUCAAUUCGUUUGGCUACUAUAAACCAAAAUUCCAUGUAUAUUUUCAUACUUUCCGUUCAUCAAUUUUUCAUAAUUGUAAGUUACCAAAAAUAAUGAAAAACAAUAUUCAAAAAAUAUGUGUGACAUACGUAACCUAGUUUUUAGUCAUAAGACAUUGUAAACUUAUCUUAUAGCGUUAAAUAGCUUAUUUAGUUAUUUUUAAAAUAUGAUUUCUUCGAACGUUCUACAUUACUAUUGUAUUCGUUGUUUAUUAAACGAGGAAAUCCAAUAUUUGUCUUGUUCGAAGUCUUCAUUGUAUCAUAAUGUUUCACAUAUUACCUAUUUUAAAUUAAAAUCAUAUUUUGAAAAUAAGUGCGCGUUGUUAUUCACAUAUACAUGAAAUUAAUUACGAUGAUGGAGUAAAUGUGAAAAAUUGUUAAUUUUUGUAUUUUAUCAUUUUAAAAAUAUUACUUGUUAUGAUUUUAGUUGAAAUAUCGAGCGUUCGCUCAUCUCAGUAUAUUUGUUAGGUAUUAAAAUAGAAAUUUGAAAGUUAAAUAAGCAGAUUCAUUAUAUGAAGAAUUAUUAUUUGAUCUUGUUAAGCUGUGCAAUAAUAGGACUUUAUGUUUGCUGAAAAUCAUAUUUCAUUAAACAAGUUUUACUGUUGAA
Molecule: messenger RNA, 1528 nt
Organism: Planococcus citri (citrus mealybug)
Lineage: Eukaryota; Metazoa; Arthropoda; Insecta; Hemiptera; Pseudococcidae
Gene: Vha26
Product: V-type proton ATPase subunit Vha26
Exons: 4
Coding region: 128-808 (226 amino acids)
Biological process (GO): proton transmembrane transport
Cellular component (GO): proton-transporting two-sector ATPase complex, catalytic domain
Molecular function (GO): proton-transporting ATPase activity, rotational mechanism
Source: RefSeq, a predicted model, not a curated record